AUGGAUGAGAGCGAAGCUGACGAAGAUAGUCGUAAGCUAGUCGUAGCCAAGGAAACCCACCACACCGAUGGCGCGAAACCUAACCAGGAAGAUUCAGAAAAACAGGAAAAACAGGAAGAGAAGAAUCUUCCAGGAGACUCAAGCGAGGAAAGUGAUUCAGAAGCCGUACGAAAGGUUCACUUCUGGGAGCUCUUCAAGUUCGCGGACGGGUGGGACGUGCUGCUCAUGCUGUGCGGGUCCACGGCCGCCAUCGGGCUGGGCGUCGCGUUUCCGCUCAUCUCGCUGCUGUUUGGCGACCUUACGGACGCGUUCGGGCAGAACUCCGCCGACCCCUCCGCGCUGCUCGUCGCUGUCACUGACGUAUCCAUUAAGUUUGUAUACCUGGCUAUCGGCGCAGGUGUUGCUGGGUACAUUGAGAUGGCGUGUUGGAUGACGACGGGCGAGCGGCAGGCGGCGCGGGUGCGGCGGCGGUACCUGGCGGCGGUGCUGCGGCAGGACAUGGCGUACUUCGACCGGCGGCUGAGCACGGGCGAGGUCAUCGGGCACAUGUCGGGCGACAUCGUGCUCGUGCAGGACGCCAUGGGCGAGAAGGGGGGCAAGGGGGAGGGGAGGGGGGAGAUUGCGCGCACAGGGGGCAUGGGCAUGGGGUGGGAAGAAGGUGCGCGCACAGGGCAAGGAGGGGGAGGUGCACGCGCAGUGGCAGGGAGGGGGAGUUGCACGCACAGUGGCAGCGGGGAGGAGGUGACCGCAGGUGGGCAGAGGGAGGAGGGAGGGCGCAUGAUGCCAUGUGGGAGAAGGGAAGGCGGAUGUGGUCCCGGCGAGCUCGUCCCAGCACUACAUGGCGCAGCUGGGCAGGAGCGUCACCAUGUCAUCACGUUCCUUCCUGCCCCGUCAAAGACACCUUCCCUGUCUGCCCCCUUCUUCCGCCCUCCACCCCUCCCAGUGGGCUCGUUCCUGCGCUACAUGGCGCAGUUCGCGGGCGGGUUCAUCAUCGCGUUCCUGGCGGGGUGGCAGCUGGCGCUGCUCAUGCUCGCCACGCUGCCUCUGCUCGCAGGGGCGGGCGCCAUGAUGGCGCUCAUGAUCUCCAUCUCCUCCUCCAAAGGGCAGAUCGCGUACGGCGCUGCUGGAGUGAUCGUGGAGGAGUGUGUCUCUGCAAUUCGCACGGUCCCAUCAGGUCCCAUCAACUACGAGCUGGAUCAGGCCCCAUCAGCCCUCGGUAAGCCUCUUCGCGCGGGCGCGGGCGCCAUGAUGGCGCUCAUGAUCUCCAUCUCCUCCUCCAAGGGGCAGCUCGCGUACGGCGCUGCUGGGGUCAUUGUGGAGGAGUGUGUUUCCGCCAUUCUCACGGUGGCGGCAUUCACGGGCGAGCACAGGGCGGUGCAGCAGUACUCGUUGAAGCUCAACAGGGCGUUUCGCGAGGGCGUGAAGCAGUCAGUAGCGGCGGGGGCGGGGCUGGGCGUGACGGUGUUCAUCAUGUUCUCCUCGUACGCGCUCGCGCUGUGGUACGGCUCCAAGAUGAUCGCCGAUGCGGGCUACACGGGGGGAGACGUCUUCACCGUGGCACCAGAAGUAACAGCCUUCGCCUCAGGGCAGGCAGCGGCAGGGAAGAUCUUUGAGGUGCUGGAGAGGCAGCCCCCGAUAGACAGCAGCAGCGAGGAGGGGGAGCGCCCGGCGGCGUGCGAGGGAGCGCUGGAGCUGCGCGAGGUGACGUUUGCGUACCCGUCGCGGCCAGACGUGCCCAUAUUUCAGAGCUUCAGCCUGGAGGUGCCGGCGGGGCGGACCAUGGCGCUGGUGGGGGAGAGUGGCAGCGGCAAGUCGACGGUGGUGGCGCUGGUGGAGCGAUUCUACGACCCGCAGAGCGGAGCCGUGCUGCUGGACGGCCGCAGCAUCGCCGCUCUCAACCUGCGCUGGCUGCGCCAACACAUGGGCCUCGUCAGCCAGGAGCCAGCGCUCUUCGGCACGAGCAUCCGCCAGAACAUCGCCUAUGGCAAGGACGGCGCUACUGAUGAGGAGAUCCGAGAGGCCGCACGCCUUGCCAACAUCCACCACUUCAUCGAGUCGCUGCCCAACGUACGUGCGCCCUCUCUGCAACCCAUUAUCGCCCUCUAUCUCCCUCCGUUUCACCCCAUAUGCACCCUCUUUCGCUUGUGCGGCGUGUGGCUCUGCUCCGUACUUGCUUCUGCUGCCAUCUAUCCUUCGUCCAAUCUCCUUCCUUCCGCCCUUUGCUUCACCGUCCCCUCUUCAGGGCUACGAGACGCAGGUGGGGGAGAGGGCCUCCCAUGCCCCUCCUGGGCCCUGGCUUAUAACCCCAACCCCUGCCCCCCCUCAACCCCCCCCAUAACGCAGGGAUACGAGACGCAGGUGGGGGAGAGGGGCACGCAGCUGUCGGGGGGGCAGAAGCAGCGGGUGGCGAUCGCGAGGGCGAUUCUGCCGAAUCCGCGGGUGCUGCUGCUGGACGAGGCGACGUCCGCGUUGGACGCGGAGAGCGAGCAGGCGGUGCAGGCGGCGCUCGAUGCGCUCAUGGGCGCGCGCACCACGCUCGUGGUGGCGCACCGCCUGUCCACCGUGCGCCGCGCGCACUGCAUCGCCGUGCUGCAGCGCGGGCAGGUCGUGCAGACCGGCACCCAUGCCGCGCUGCUCGCCCAGCCGCAAGGCGCCUACGCCCAACUCGUCCGCCUGCAGCAACUCGCGGGCGAAGGAGGGGGAGAGGAGGGGAAGGGGGAAGUGGGAGGGGGUGUGGAGGGGGGUGAGAAGGGAGGUUUGAGUUUGAUUCACGCCGGUGCUGAUGCGAAGGGGGUCUCAGUUCCACAGGAAGCAGCAUCAACGGGUGAAGCAGGGGUGGAAGGAGUGCUGGCAGGUGCUGUUGGUGUAGCCACGACUGGUGACGGUGGGACGAAGGGGACGGAAGGGGGCAGGAAGGGAGGGAAGGGAGGGAAGACAGGGAACGGAGAGGUCCACAAGGGGUCCGAAGCGAAGGAAGAGGCAGGUGCGGAGGAGAAGGAGGAGGAUGAGGAGGAGAAGAAAGAGAAGAAGCACACGUCGAUCAUCCGCCUGGCGACCCUCAACAAGCCCGAGUGGCCGUACGCGCUUGUGGGCACCAUCUUCGCCGCAUGCUACGGGUUCAUCAUCCCGUUCUUCGCGCUCAUCCUCUCCAACAUCAUCACCACCUUCUACAACCCAGACAUCUCCCAGAUGCGCAGCGAUGCGGACUUCUGGGCGUCGCUCUUCGUGGUGCUGGGGGCGUCAGCGUGCGUCACCUCCUUCUUCCAGUACAUGUUCUUCGGCGUCGUGGGGAACGCGCUCAUCCGCCGCGUGCGGGUCAUGUGCUUUGCCACGGUGCUGCGGCAGGAGAUCGGUUGGUUUGACAUGGAGGAGAAUUCCAGCGGGGCUAUCGGGGCCAGGCUUGCUACUGAUGCUGCGCAAGUGCGGAACAUGGUGGGGGAUCAGCUAGCCUUGAUCGUGCAGAACACAGCAACGCUCUGCACGGGCUUGGUCAUCGCGUUUCGAGCCAACUGGCAGUUGUCGCUGCUGGUGCUCGCUCUGAUACCACUGCUGGCGAUCGCGGGGACGAUGCAGAUUCGGGCGAUUCAGGGGUUUGCAGAUGAUGCCAAGGAGCAGUUUCAGGAGGCGUCGCGGGUGGCGAACGACGCGGUGGGUGCGAUGCGCACGGUGGCGGCGUUUGGAGCGGAGCAGCGCGUACAGGAGCUGUACAACGAGCGCUGCAGCACACCCAUCCGGGCCGGCAUCCGCAAGGCCCACGUCAGCGGCGCCGGGCUGGCGUUUGGGCAGUUUGCUAUCUUUGCGGUGUAUGCGCUGUCGUUCUGGUUGGGGGGGAAGCUCGUGGAAUGGGGCUAUGCGACCUUCACUGAUGUCUUCCAGGUGUUCUUCGCCAUAGCCAUGUCAGCAAUGAGCGUGGCAAAGCAGUCCGCACUGGCCCCGGACAUGGCCACGGUUCAGACAGCAGUGAACUCCAUAUUCCGCAUUUUGGACCGCCAGUCAAAGAUUGACCCGGAGGCAGGAGGGGAGGAGCCCGAGGAGGUGCUGGGCGAGGUGCAGUUCCACGCCGUGUGCUUCGCUUACCCGGCUCGACCCAGUGUUGUUGUGCUUCAGGACUUCAACCUGGUCGUUACUGCAGGCCAGACGGUGGCGCUGGUGGGGGAGAGUGGCAGCGGCAAGUCGACGGUGGUGGCGCUGGUGGAGCGAUUCUACGACCCGCAGAGCGGAGCCGUGCUGCUGGACGGCCGCAGCAUCGCUGCUCUCAACCUGCGCUGGCUGCGCCAACACAUGGGCCUCGUCAGCCAGGAGCCAGCGCUCUUCAACAUCUCCAUCCGCGACAACAUCGCCUACGGCCGCGCCGGCAGCGGCGGCGCCAGCGGGGGGGAGAUCAGCGAGGCGGAGAUUGUGGAGGCGGCGCGGGCGGCGAAUGUGCACGGGUUCAUCUCGGGGCUGCCGCAGGGGUACGCCACGCUGGUGGGGGAGCGAGGCGUGCAGAUCUCCGGCGGGCAGAAGCAGCGCAUCGCCAUCGCUCGCGCCAUCAUUGGUGACCCGUGCCUGCUGCUGCUGGAUGAGGCCACGUCAGCUCUGGAUGCGGAGAGCGAGAAGGUGGUGCAGACAGCACUGGAAAAGACUCUACAUGUGGGUGUACAGCCACUGCAGGGGGUUGCCUCCUCCUUCCUUUCCACAGGAGCCGCUAAGCUACAUGCACAAGCCACCAAGCCACCCAUACAAGUCGCCGCCAAGCUACCCACACCACCACCCAUGCCCAAAUCCAUCUAUGCUACCACCAAAGCCGCCAGCGUUAAGAAGCCUCCACCAUCCAAAGCGCCAGCUAAGACGCCAACCAAAACACCAGCACCAGUGCUGAAGAAAAAUCCUCCGAUUCCCGUUGCGAAGCUGACUGCCGCUCCGCCAGCAAAACCACCGGCAAAGCCGCCGGUCAAGCCGCCGGCCAAGCCACCUGCCAGACCACCGCAGGUUCCGCCACCCAAGUCUCCCGUCAAGCCGGUAGUAAAGCCGCCGCCGGCUCCUCUCCGGCUGACGCCGAUUGCGGCCGUGCAGCAGCCGCCAUGGCCGUACUCCAGCAUGAAGAACAUCCCCCCUGACGUGCCGCCGCCGCCCUAUCCUCCUGCUCCUCCUGCCCGUGACUCUCUCCCGUUUCUUUCUAAAACUCGCCCGCUUCUUCCUUCCGCUUGCCCGUUCUCCCGCGCAGUGCGCGUGCCGAACGUGGGAGUGAUCACGAACAUCAUGGACGUGUGCCGCGUGUGCUCCGCGCUCCCGUACGACGGCGCGUGCUACAGCGACUACGUGUCGACGUGCGUGGCCGCCAUGAAUCAGCUGCGGCGGAACGUGUGGAAGGUGCCAGACCAAGUAUGCGACUGCUACAGCGCCAUCGCUAGCCAGAUGAUCCGCAUCUGCCCCGGGAUCGACCGCCGCGUCGCCUACUGCUUUUACGGCGCUCGCUGCACGUUCGUGCCAACCCUGUACGCGUUGCUGACGCCCCAACACGUGGUCACCACUGGCAACUCCACUGCCGCCCCGUCUGGACGCGGAGUGGCAGUACUAGACCUACAGCCCAACAUGACAGCCAUGGCUGGAGUGAACUUCCUCAUCCAGCUCUCCUCCGCACCCGCCGCCGCCUCCUCCUCCUCCACCUCCUCCUCUUCCACCGCUCCCACUGCCCCCCUCCAAAUAACGGGGGCCAGCGUGUACAAUUCGAUAAUGGGCUCCGAAGGGCCGCUGACACUCCCGCUGCUGGCGGCGCAGGCAAAUCAGACGAUGGGAUCGGACGGGACAGGGCGGGUGGAUACGGCGCUGGGGCUGCUGCAGCGCAUGACUCUAGAGCCGUAUAGUUUCUAUAUCCAGGUGGAUACCCCGGCGGGUAGCCUGCGCGGGCAGCUGGUGUUCUCCCCGCACCUGUUCAGCCUUGCCACGUCCAGGAACGUGCCCACGAGCUGUGCAAGCGGGGAUUGCAUGGCCAUUGUGGACCUUGAUAUCUCGCCCACCAACAUCGUGUACUCAUUUGCGUACUCAUCAGGGGUGGCGGGCAUCAUAGGCGCGUCAGUGAUCCAGGGAGUAGCAGGCUCGUCCGGUGCGCGCCUCUUUGACUUCUUCUGGCCGGGCGCCAACGCGCCCUCCUUCACCAAUGGCGUCACGCCACCUGUCACGGCCAUCCAGUCGCUGCUGACGGCGCCCCAAGCACACUACAUCUACUUCACCACGCAGCUCAUGCCAUUCGGCGCGCUGAGGGGCCAGUUCCAGGACACAAUGUACGUGACAGCAGUGAUGUACGGCGCCAGUGUCGUCAACUUCCCCGGCACCACCGCGACACAGGGGCAGGGGUCGGGCGCACCGGGCAUGGGCUUCUUUGAUGCUGUGCUGGGCGGGGGCGGCAUCUGCUACACCUUCCGCUUCUCCUCCUCUGUCAAGACUGACUGCAACUAUGCCUACCUGCACCAGGGCGAGUUGAACAAGCGAGGCCCCAUCUACCUGUAUCAGACGCUGCGCAUCAUCCCCGGGCAGCAGCUGUGCGUGCCGGCAGACCCCGACAUCACAGCCGCCAUGGCUCUGCGCCCGCAGCGCUUCUACGUGCAGGCCUACUCCCUGCAGUUCCCCUACGGCGCUUUCCGCGGGCAACUGCACCCGGAUAAACAGAGCAGCGGGCUGGCUGUCAGCUGA
This is a messenger RNA of Closterium sp. Naga37s-1, 6672 nucleotides long. The record is from the annotation of a GenBank genome assembly. NCBI's taxonomy places the organism in Eukaryota, Viridiplantae, Streptophyta, Zygnematophyceae, Desmidiales, Closteriaceae.